AUGGGCAACUCAUCGAGUACACCCAAGAUAUCCGCCCAGGAUAGGGCGAUCCUUGACAUGAAGAACCAGCGCGAUAAGCUACACCAAUAUCAAAAACGCAUAACUGUCAUUACCAAUAGAGAGAAAGAGAUAGCCAAGGAAUGUCUGCGGAAUGGUGACAAGCGACGCGCUCUGCUCGCUCUACGGAAGAAGAAGUACCAAGAGUCGUUACUCGCCAAAACAGAUCAGCAAUUGGCACAGCUCGAGACCCUCACGAGCGACGUCGAGUUUGCCCUUGUACAAAAAGAUGUCGUCUUUGGCUUGCAACAAGGCACAAAAGUAUUGAAAGAGAUACACAAGGAGAUGGGUGGCUUGGAACGCGUCGAGCUCAUCUUGGGCGAGAAUGAGGAGGCCCAGGCAUAUCAAAACGAGAUUAACGAGAUGCUUGGUACGAGGAUGACCAACCAAGAAGAAGACGAAGUCGAGGAUGAGCUCGAGGCUCUGGCGGCAGAAGCAAACAGACAGAGAAUGCCCAGCACAGUGGAAGAGGGAGUCAUCGCACCCAUGCCAAACGCACCUACAGACGCGCCCAAAGAAUCGGCAAAAGAACGAGCGGCACGAAGAGCAAGAGAACGAGAGAUGGGCAAUGGUGCUGAGCCUAUACUUGCAUGA
Molecule: messenger RNA, 651 nt
Organism: Aureobasidium melanogenum CBS 110374
Lineage: Eukaryota; Fungi; Ascomycota; Dothideomycetes; Dothideales; Saccotheciaceae
Exons: 3
Coding region: 1-651 (216 amino acids)
Biological process (GO): vesicle budding from membrane; late endosome to vacuole transport via multivesicular body sorting pathway
Cellular component (GO): ESCRT III complex; multivesicular body
Source: RefSeq, a predicted model, not a curated record